This is a messenger RNA of Pteronotus mesoamericanus, 3002 nucleotides long. It is a transcript of the gene OTUD5, whose product is annotated as OTU deubiquitinase 5. Gene Ontology annotation, biological process: protein deubiquitination. The transcript is spliced from 9 exons. The record is from RefSeq and is a predicted model, not a curated record. Gene Ontology annotation, molecular function: cysteine-type deubiquitinase activity. Bases 788 to 2473 code for a protein of 561 amino acids. Lineage: Eukaryota; Metazoa; Chordata; Mammalia; Chiroptera; Mormoopidae.
GACCGGAACUGACGCUUCAGAGGAUUGCUCUGCUCUGGGAGUGUUGAUAUUUUCCUGUCAGUCCGUCUGAGAGCGGUCAAGUUGGAAGCCUGGAAGGGAGGUCCUUUUAAAACUGUCGUGUGCAGGGCAGGCCAGGCAGGCUGUUCUGUCGCAGUACCCCUGCCUGCGAGUCAAAGCCUCAGGGAGAGAAGAACAGGACUUCGCGAACGAGAAAAAAGGCCAGGAACCAGGGUGCCGACUUUGACUGACACCUGAGACGGAGGGCACAGCAGGGCGAUUACCCGCCUCUGAUUGGUCCUUGGGCGUCAACGAGGACCCACGCAGUCGCUUCAAUUGGUUGGUGCCUGCAACUGUUGUGGCGGCGGCGAAGAUUUUGCCCACGUACUUCCGUACCAGAGGCGGGGGCUGUGCUGUGGCGCGCGUGCGCGACGCCCCGGGGCCCCACCCGGUAGUUCAGGAACUUGCAAGGGGGCGGGGCGAAAAGGUGCUUGUUUUGGUUCUGUUUCCUUUGAAGCGGAAGGCCGGAACAAGCGUAGCAAUCAACUAGCCGAACUCGGAGAGUAGGCGACGACAUUCGCCGCACUUGCCUUCAUCUUGGACUUCACAUCCGGGUUCUUCUGUCGCGUGACCCGCGUGCCGCCUACGGUUCUCGAGCCGGUGCCUCAAUCUCUUUAUCCGGAUCCAGACGAUCCCGUCGUGCUUCGCGCACCAUAUUAGCCCCUCAUCCGGGUUCUCUCCCAGCGUGCCGCGCGCCGGGUUUGCUGGGGGGGUACUCAGCUGUCCCGCCAUGACUAUUCUCCCCAAAAAGAAGCCGCCGCCUCCCGACGCCGACCCCGCCAACGAGCCGCCGCCGCCUGGGCAACUGCCCCCGGCGCCGCGCCGCGGCGGGGGUGUGGGCGUGGGCGGCGGCGGCACGGGCGUGGGCAGCGGCGACCGUGAGUCGGGCGUUGUGGGGGCCCGACAGCGGGCCUCACCGCCACCUCAAGGCCCGCUGCCGGGGCCACCGGGAGCACUUCACCGCUGGGCGCUGGCAGUGCAGCCUGGCGCGGUGCCGGGCCCCCGGCCUCAGCAGGGCUCUCCUCCUCCUUGUGGGGGCCCGGGCGGUCCUGGCAGCGGCCCGGGAGACGCGCUGGGUGCAUCUGCAGCAGGUGUGGGCGCGGCGGGCGUGGUGGUGGGCGUGGGCGGCACGGUGGGCGUUGGCAGCUGCUGCUCCGGGCCUGGCCACAGCAAGCGGCGGCGUCAAGCCCCCGGGGUUGGUUCAGUUGGAGGGGGCAGUCCGGAACGUGAGGAGGUCGGCGCAGGUUACAACAGUGAGGAUGAGUAUGAAGCGGCUGCAGCACGCAUCGAGGCCAUGGACCCUGCCACUGUUGAACAGCAGGAGCACUGGUUUGAAAAGGCCCUGCGAGACAAGAAGGGCUUCAUCAUCAAGCAAAUGAAGGAGGACGGCGCCUGUCUCUUCCGGGCUGUAGCUGACCAGGUAUAUGGAGACCAGGACAUGCAUGAAGUUGUACGAAAGCACUGCAUGGAUUAUCUGAUGAAGAAUGCCGACUACUUCUCCAACUAUGUAACAGAGGACUUCACCACCUACAUCAACCGGAAACGAAAAAACAACUGCCAUGGCAACCACAUUGAGAUGCAGGCCAUGGCAGAGAUGUACAACCGGCCUGUGGAGGUGUACCAGUACAGCACAGAACCCAUCAACACAUUCCAUGGGAUCCAUCAAAAUGAGGACGAACCCAUCCGUGUCAGCUAUCAUCGGAAUAUCCACUACAAUUCAGUGGUGAAUCCCAACAAGGCCACCAUUGGUGUGGGGCUGGGCCUGCCAUCAUUCAAACCAGGGUUUGCAGAGCAGUCCCUGAUGAAGAGUGCCAUAAAAACAUCAGAGGAAUCAUGGAUCGAACAGCAGAUGCUGGAAGACAAGAAGCGGGCCACAGAUUGGGAAGCCACAAAUGAGGCUAUUGAAGAGCAGGUGGCUCGAGAAUCAUACCUGCAAUGGCUGCGGGAUCAGGAAAAACAGGCCCGCCAGGUUCGCGGCCCCAGCCAGCCCCGGAAAGCCAGCGCCACCUGCACUUCUGCCACAGCUGCCGCCUCCAGUGGCCUGGAGGAGUGGACUAGCCGGUCCCCACGGCAGCGGUCACCUGAGCACUCUGAGCUGCAUGCUGAGCUGGGCAUAAAGCCCCCCUCCCCAGGCACUGUCUUAGCUCUUGCCAAACCUCCUUCGCCCUGUGCACCAGGUACAAGCAGCCAGUUCUCAGCAGGGGCCGACCCAGCAACUUCUCCCCUCGUGUCCCUCUACCCUGCUCUGGAGUGCCGGGCCCUCAUUCAGCAGAUGUCCCCCUCCGCCUUUGCAGGUCUGAACGACUGGGAUGAUGAUGAGAUCCUAGCAUCGGUGCUGGCAGUGUCCCAACAAGAAUACCUAGACAGUAUGAAGAAAAACAAAGUGCACAGAGAUCCACCCCCAGACAAGAGUUGAUGGAGACCCAGAGACUGGAGACCAUCUCCCAACUCCCACCACUCCUGUCCUCUGGUGCCACCCCACCUUCUUUGGCUUUCUCCCUCUUGCCUUCUUCCUCCUUCCCUUUCUCUCCUCCUUUUCCUCCUCCCCACUUCCCUCUUGCUGACCCACCCCUGCGCCCCCUCUCAUCGCUGCCACCACCACCAUCACCUGUCUCUUCGCCAGCUGACGUGCCCUGUUGCCCCCUGCACAGCACCAUCCCUGCAUUCCACAGGGGACUUGGGCAAGGGUGCCGAAGGUAGGCAAGAGGCACACAGACGAACCAACUGGCAGCCAGGCAGUCCCCGAGGAGAGACAUUUAGGCAGAGGAAAGCCGCCCUGACCCCCAUUCCUUCCAAGUUCUGAAGACCUUGUCACCCCACCUCCACAACUAUGCCAGGGAAGUGGGAGGAAGAUGUGGGGAAUUCCCCUUCCCAGUACCCUAAGAAUGUCUGAGCCUUCAAUGUUGAAUUUUUUCUUUAUUAAAAUGUACUUUUAUCUUAUAAAA